AUGGUCGACUCGGGUAUAGGAAAUAUCACUGGCAGCUUACGGCGUCGCUUCUCGGUGCGGCUCAUCAUCUCCUACGCCUUGGACUGGGCCAUCCUCAUCUUCGCUGCUGCCAUUGGCGUCGUAUUCGACCGCAUCGAGCCCGCCAAACGACCCUUUUCUCCCGUCGACCCCAACAUCGCCUUCCCAUACACCGAACAUGAGCUCGUUCCGAUCUACCUACCCUUCAUCCUCGCCAUCGGUGUUCCCGCUGUCAUCGUCGCCGUUGUCUUCUUGAUAUUCGUUCCUAGACCAACUGUCCCCAACGGCACACCCAAGACGCUCAUCUGGCACCAUAAGCUCUGGGAUUCCAUCAUGGUUCUUUACAAGUGCCAUAAAGAACCUCUUUGGCAAGCCCCGUCCCGAUCUUCUGAGCCGGUGCUACCCCGACUGGAAGAACGUAAAGGAUCAUAUUGCUGCCAGCAAUAUGCUGGCGGCUACAGCUGGGGCAACAUGAACGGUCAGCUCGUCUACGCCAGUAUUUGCCAGCAGACAGACUCGUACAAACUCGACGACGGCUUCCGCUCUUAUCCCAGCGGCCACGCCUCCUCCGCGGCCGCUGGCCUAGUUUACGCCUCGCUCUUCCUAGCCAGCAAGUUCUCCGUCACCAUCCCCUUCGUUAUGCCUUCAGCCGCUGCAGCUGCGGGCGCUACUGGAGCUGCUUCUCACACCGCCUUCCCUUCCCACCUUCGCCCUGAAGCUGAUCCCUACGAGCCCACUCGCGCCCGCGGCUUCGAUGACCGAUCUGCCACCUCGUCGCUCACUACCAAGGUCUCGCCCUUUGGCGAUAUUGGCCAGCACAACGCCGAGAUCCAGUCUCUUCGCCGUCAAGCCGCUGCUCCCCCCAUCUACCUCCUCGUCUUCACCCUCCUCCCCUUCGGCGUCUCCAUCUUCAUCGCUGGCUCCCGUUGGUAUGACAUGCGCCACCACGGCUUCGAUAUCCUUUUCGGCUACCUGAUGGGUGUUAUCACCUCCUUCUACGCCUUCUACUACUAUCAUCUUCCCAUCCGCGCCGGCGCAGGCUGGGCCUGGGGCCCUCGCAGCGACGAACGCGCCUUCUGGGCCGGCGUUGGCCGUCUGGGCUAUGCUGGUACGGAUGAGGAGUUGGCUGAGGGUCGUCCGAGCCAGAACUUCCAGGAUGUUGAGCAACAGCGGAUGGACGAGGCGGAUCGUGCAGAGAACCGGUUUCGUGAAAACCGCGUCUAG
Molecule: messenger RNA, 1242 nt
Organism: Fusarium vanettenii 77-13-4
Lineage: Eukaryota; Fungi; Ascomycota; Sordariomycetes; Hypocreales; Nectriaceae
Exons: 5
Coding region: 1-1242 (413 amino acids)
Biological process (GO): phospholipid metabolic process
Molecular function (GO): phosphatidate phosphatase activity
Source: RefSeq, a predicted model, not a curated record